CCUUGGAAGUGUUUUCCCCCACUGAACUUCAGCUAGGAGGCCCGCGUUGACCUCAUGUCGUCUAAAGAGGCAGACAGAAUUAGUGCUGCUCAGCAGACCCUUGACACCCUCUAUGAGAUCUCUCAGCUGCUUAAUACACAGCUUGAUAAGGAGACGCUCGCGACAUGUGUGGGUAUGAUCGAGAGUGGUGUCAACCCAGAGGCCCUUGCAGCUGUCAUCCAGGAGCUGCGUCGUGAAACAGCUACUGCACAGAACGCACACUCUGAUGUCUUUUUUUAUCGUGGUUGAUCAAGCAGAGUCUCCAAGCAGUUGUGCCACAUAUAACCUACUGAGGUCGCCCUUCGAGCAGACAUAGGGCUUGAUAUGUAAUUUGACUUUGUUUUGAGCGUAUCGAGCGUAAUCAUCUUGUAGCCUUGGAAGAACACGUUUGAGC
Suillus plorans is the source of this 433-nucleotide messenger RNA. Its product is annotated as mitotic-spindle organizing gamma-tubulin ring associated-domain-containing protein. Gene Ontology annotation, biological process: mitotic spindle assembly; microtubule nucleation by interphase microtubule organizing center; gamma-tubulin complex localization. The record is from RefSeq and is a predicted model, not a curated record. Bases 55 to 288 code for a protein of 77 amino acids. NCBI's taxonomy places the organism in Eukaryota, Fungi, Basidiomycota, Agaricomycetes, Boletales, Suillaceae. Gene Ontology annotation, cellular component: spindle; centrosome; gamma-tubulin ring complex. The transcript has 5 exons.